AUGUCUGUCUAUCUAUCCAAAUCAUGUUCUAAACAAGCAAGGCCGAGUCUGCCUUCGUUUGGGUGUGUUGAUUCCCAUGCGUCGCAAGCUGCGUCCCUGACAAUGACAAUCAAUUGCUCAGCCCUCGAGCCAAGGACGACAGAUCACCAUGAAUCCUCUUCAUCUAAAUCCUCAUCCGUCUCCGCACUGUGCUACGCUCACCCAAAGAAGCGUGGAUGGUUAGAUACUGCCGAGGCUGUCACCUCCUGCCACGAGUUGAAGGCAUCUUCAAGUCUUCGUACUCGCUGGCUGUCCUGCUACCCCGAGAGUCGAGUACAAAAAUGCGCCAGGAACGGGUCAGGUCCAGGCACAUCAUCGCGACGUAUCCCAUCCCAUCCCAUCCCAACCCGACUUCCUGGCUGCAACCUCCAAUUUGCCCGCACUCGAUCUUCGUCUGAAGACAAUGAAGGCGGCCCUGCGUUCACUAACGCCUUGAUGUAUCCCUCUACGACUGCCGACGGCUUGUCGACUAUCCGUUUCCGACCGGGUAUUCGCCGCCGGAACAGGAUUCCUCGCGAUGGCGGCGCCGUGAGCGUGAUCCCCUCUGGCCUUGGUGCGCCGUACCGCGUCUGCGAGAAUCAGCUGGUGUUGCCCGUCAAUUUGAUCCCGAUGCACCAUGCGCCGAUGACGGGCAUUCGCCCAAACCUAGGACACUUCUACGCCUGA
Molecule: messenger RNA, 705 nt
Organism: Colletotrichum acutatum
Lineage: Eukaryota; Fungi; Ascomycota; Sordariomycetes; Glomerellales; Glomerellaceae
Exons: 4
Coding region: 1-705 (234 amino acids)
Source: RefSeq, a predicted model, not a curated record